AUGCUCUAUUCAAGGGCCUUGACGAGGCCAGAAACGGGGUGUCAAGGACGCGGACGCGUGUGCGACAUUUGUGUCAUUGCGCUUGUGCUGACGCCGGUGGGGUUGCUACUGGCUGUGUGGCUGCAACCCCACCCACCGCUCUCACAUGCGAUGGAGGGCUGCCGCGUUGCAGGAGCCUCUGCCCCCUUAGAGGAAAGUGGCAAGAAACACAGCCAUCAUCGACAGCAGUGGGUGGCACCAACACUGCAAUUGCCCCUCUCCACCACCACUUCACGACCCGGGCAUACUUCCCUCGGUAUUAAGUUUUUUUGUUUUUACUUUUAUUUUAUUGUUGUUUUUGCCCUCAGUCCCCACAUAUGGCUGCAUCACUGA
Trypanosoma rangeli is the source of this 372-nucleotide messenger RNA. RefSeq lists its product as uncharacterized. The transcript has a single exon. The record is from RefSeq and is a predicted model, not a curated record. The coding region runs from base 1 to 372 and encodes 123 amino acids. NCBI's taxonomy places the organism in Eukaryota, Euglenozoa, Kinetoplastea, Trypanosomatida, Trypanosomatidae.